AUGGGGACCGAACGAUUAGGCAGGACCUCUGCACACGCCGCGAAGAGAAGCGAGCGCACCAAAUCCUUCGGUCGCUUGAAGGCCUCCAGAGUGGCGAAUGAAACGCUCCCGGACGGCGCAAUCCUCGCGGGGCUUUUGGUGUUCCGGGUCGUGAACGGCCUCGUUUUGAAGUCGUCUUUCAACCCCGACGAGCACUGGCAGUCCAGCGAAGUUGCACACCACCUCGUGUUUGGCUAUGGCUUCCUCACUUGGGAAUGGGAGCCGUGCAUUGCGCUGCGGAGUGUCGUUCACCCCGCCCUCUUUGCGGCGGUGUAUUGGCUGCUCGCGCGCGUUGGCCUGGACAGCCCGUCUCUCGUGGCUCUCGCGCCACGCGUUUUGCAGAGUAUUAUCGCUGCGUUCACUGACUACGGGACGUACAGGCUCGCCAAGGCCUGGUACCCUCUCUCCAGGGGCCCUGAAGGCCGGCGCUGCGACAACGCUGACACCUCCUCGCGGGCAACGCCUUAUUCUCUGGCCUACUUCGCCCUUAUCUGCUCUGUCUUCAGCUGGUUCAACUUCUUCUGCAUUCCUCGGACAUACUCGAACUGCCUCGAGGCUGCUCUGAACGUGUGGAGUCUGCUAUUCUUUGCAGAGGUCUCCGCGGCGGCGUACACGCAUGCGUUGAUCGCGUCCAGUGCCGAAGCGCCGAGGAGCCCCUCCGUAACUCCCAGGCAGCCGAACGGGGCUGACAAGUUCAGCAGGAGUGCGGUUUCCACUGGGGAGGUGCAACAGAGUGCUCCACAUAGAGUUUAUGCACACGACCUCCGGGGGCGGGCGCUACCUGAAAGCAAGAUGCGAUUCAGGCAUCGUUCGCGCAUUGCGUGGGCACUGGUGUUGGCUGCGAUCAGCGUGCUCGUGCGGCCGACGGCCGCGAUCUUCUGGUCAGUUUUCUGCUUAUGUAAACUGGCGCAGCUCUCCAGUAUCGGUACUCCAGAAAACAUGCGGAGGGAUCCUGCGGAGCGCCAGCGGCUCACACUUUUGAAACCCGCUAGUUUUUUCAGGCUGUGCGUCGUUAUUGGCGUGGCAGCAGUUACGUUUGGCGCUGUAUGUGACUCACUGUUCUACGGGUUCGUCACCUUCCCUCCCUGGAAUUUUGUGAAGUUCAAUCUUUUCUCUGACCCCGGGCGCUUUUAUGGAUCGCAGCCGUGGCACUAUUUUCUCUUGGAAGCGCCGGGAGUCGUUCUCCUAUCGUUUUAUCCAGUACUGGCUGUUGGCGUCACGGUCUGGUGGGCGGCGUUGGCAGCCACGCUUGGAAAGCCACCGGCACGGAAGGCUGCCUCAGGCGAAGCGUCAGCGCGCCCAAUCUGCUGUGUACCUUUCACACGGCUAGCACAGGGGUUCAUACUGAGGGAUGAUGGCGCCACGAUUCUCGCUACAGCAUUCUCACUGGUGUCGCUUUCGCUUGCAACGCACAAGGAAUACCGUUUCAUGGUGCCCUUUCUCCCCCCACUACUGAUUUUUACGGGUAUUGGCCUCGGCCGGAUCGUGGUUGGACGGGACGUCAUUCUUAGGCAGCUCGUGGUAUCUCCCUUGCAUCAAGAAACGCCCAGACAGUCGCCCGCCAAACCCCAUAGAGCUUCGGGGUGGCUGAAGUUCAGCCUGGGAGCGAUAUUUGCAGUCCAGGGCGUCGCAGCAAUCAUCUGCAGCUUCUUCCACCAAAUGGGGGCCUCAGGAAUUGUUGGUCGCCUCCAAGCCGUGCCCGAGACCGCCACUGUUUUUUUUCUGACAUCUUGCCACGAGCUGCCGUUCUAUUCCCAUGUGCAUCGCAGGAUCCGCAUGGGUUUCUUAGACUGUUCGCCACGGGUUGACGACGACAUGCUGCCAAUGAACUGGCAACAGAGAUUCUGGCGGGGAACGAAGGAGGAACGCGUCGCUUUUCUUGAUGCCCUAUUCCCUGUCCAUCCACAGGAGUCGGCUGUGGUCAGUCCAUCCCUUCCGCCCUCUGAUGCGUACUCUAAUGUGGAGAUAGCCAGCGAUCCCUGGACCAACUCGUGGUUCGGAAAUGCCAAGACCCGGCAAGUUAUGGCGCCGCAGAAUCCAGCAAAGUGUCUUGACUACCGCUUCUCCGUCCCUCUCGAGGCCCGGCGAGCGCCAACACAUUUGGUUGUGCCGAGCGUUCUGGUGGCUGACCUCGCAGAGUGGCUCGCACAGCGGGGCUAUGAAGAAGCUGGAGAUCCUGUAUUUGAUGCUGUAUUCGCUGAGACUCCGGCAGGAGAUGUAAGAUGGCAGUAUCUGCAUGUUUUCGAAAACCGAACGUAG
This is a messenger RNA of Besnoitia besnoiti, 2298 nucleotides long. Its product is annotated as putative mannosyltransferase. The transcript has 2 exons. Gene Ontology annotation, biological process: GPI anchor biosynthetic process. Lineage: Eukaryota; Apicomplexa; Conoidasida; Eucoccidiorida; Sarcocystidae. The record is from RefSeq and is a predicted model, not a curated record. Gene Ontology annotation, molecular function: alpha-1,2-mannosyltransferase activity. The coding region runs from base 1 to 2298 and encodes 765 amino acids. Gene Ontology annotation, cellular component: endoplasmic reticulum membrane.